AUGGCGAAUUCGAACACACAAGAUUUGAUUGUCGAUGGUGCAGAAUUGAGUCAUCCGAUCACCAUCAAACGUGGUAAAACAUCACGUAUCCAUCAAGUUGUUGCGUAUCCAACGCAGUUAACACGAAAAACGACCAACGGUUUUGCAGAUGGGUCAACGACGCCAGACGACAAAACAAUCAAAAAGUGUAGAUGGCAUACGGCUGGUAUCAUCCGAUUUCAUCUGAACCCCGAAACGAAUAAAAUCUACGAGGCUCGGCCAAGUUUGCACGAACUCGAAAUCACACUUGAAUGCCUUCUCGAAGAAACUCAUAAAGAACAAUUGGCCAAACGAGCUGAACAAAUCUAUGGACUAGAAUUUUCAGCAGAUAAUUUUGUGAUUUGUCCAUUUCAAACCUUUAUGGCACAAUUAACAGUUCCCAUGGACGGUGUUCCGAAAACAUACUAUGGUNAUUUCUGUACAAACAAAACGCAUUUUUUCAUUAAUUCUUCGGAAAAUUGCAAUCGAAUACUAGUAGAUCGGAAUCGAGAGAGUUUUCUUUAUCAAAUACUACGGAAAAUCGCUUCAAUCCGUUGCGUCUUCGUCACUUAUAUUUGGAGUUGCCCAUGUCCGAGUUUUCAGAGUAGAUCAGGUUAUUAUUCACAAUGUGGCGAAGACAUCGAAUUGCAUAAAACAACCUUCAAAGAGAAUCUUACGUCGGAAAAUCCCGGCAUAUUUGUGGAAAAUGGCGCUUUAGAUGGAAUUACUUAUAGUAAUACAUUAUUUUUCGAGCGAAUAUUUGAUUGGCGGGGAGUGUUGAUCGAAGCGCAACCGGAAAAUGUUAAGAGAUUGUUUCCUGCUGAUCGAAAGAGAACAGCGAAGAUUCCAGUUGCAAUUUGUUCACUCCCACAGACCGAAAUUCUCAUGUUGGGUGAAGGAAAUGCUUUAGCUGGUGAUAUCAAAUCUAUGGACGAAUCGUUCAAAAAAGCUUUUUAUAAGCACAGUAAACAAAUCCAACGAGUUCCUUGUGCAGAAUUAUCGGUUUUGCUUACAAUGGAUUGGAAUAUUCAUGUACAUUCUCUUCUGAUAGAAAAUAGUUCGAAAAUACCGAAUAUAACGGAUCUUUUACAAAAUCAUGGAUUUCGAAUCCAAGAAUUUCGACAUUGUACUCCGGGACCUGGAUGUGCCAGUAAUACUUUAUUUGUUAAUGAGAAAUAUGAAAAACCGGAUUUUUCAUCGAUUUGUUUAGCAAAUAUUUCUUGUGAUAUAUGA
Messenger RNA from Adineta ricciae, 1251 nucleotides. NCBI's taxonomy places the organism in Eukaryota, Metazoa, Rotifera, Eurotatoria, Adinetida, Adinetidae. The record is from the annotation of a GenBank genome assembly.